Mya arenaria is the source of this 2239-nucleotide messenger RNA. RefSeq lists its product as uncharacterized. Bases 250 to 1503 code for a protein of 417 amino acids. The record is from RefSeq and is a predicted model, not a curated record. The transcript is spliced from 5 exons. NCBI's taxonomy places the organism in Eukaryota, Metazoa, Mollusca, Bivalvia, Myida, Myidae.
UCUGAACACUGACAAGAGUUUCUUAAGACCUUACACUUCGAUUGAUUGGGAACUUUUGGGAAAUUAAAUAUUUUAAAACAAAGAUUUAGAAUCAUAUACAACAGUAUUCAAUUUUAACUGUCUGCGGAUUUUUACCCGCUGGGGGAUCGAUUUUUUGUGCCAACAGCUUGUGCAUGAGGCAACUUGAAGCUGAGACUUUCGAGAUGGCAACCCGUAUUUAAUACAGAGCAGUGAAGAUUAAACGUUACGAUGGCCGAUCGCUACUACCGCCUUAUCACCUUGCUCGUUGAUGUUUGCACGCCUGUCCUUAGAGAGCUUUUCCUGUACUAUGCAAAGGCAGAUACUUCCACGCCGUUCAUAGACAUCCAACAGUACAUGGCAGCAAAGGAACCAAUUGUUCGUCAGCUAAGAGGUCUCCCAAAGCAUAUUUAUGAGAAGAUUUACAAUUCAGGUCCUAUUGACGAUAGUAAAUGGGACAUUACUGCCAUGACGUGUUUGCUUCAUGGCAUUUUUAGUUUGCCAAUACACAUUAAAUCCAGUGUUGAACAGAUAAGAACUGAAAGAAACAAGCUUCAGCAUAUUAAACAGCUACAAAGCUUAUCGGAGGAAGAGUAUGAAAGUACAUGGAGGUCAAUAGAACAAAGUAUUCGCCAACUCGUUUCAAACUUGUCUCCCGGAUGUCAACAACAGACUGCAGAACACAUAAAUAAUGCAAGAAUAGGUAACUUUCCAAAUAUGUGCAAUACGUUCACAACUUGGUGUCUAAGUUUGGCCGGUCACCUAGAAGAAGUGAAAGAGAAUACAAACGUAACAAGACAGAUUGUAGAAAAUGUCGCAGAGAAGCGAGUGGACAGCCGGGGCACAGUUGUCAAGCGAUUUAAAGCAGUUGAUGACAUUUUAAGGCGUAUGAAAGAAUGCUUUGACUCAACGAUGUCUAGAGAGCUCCCGGAUGAUUUUGAGCCACCCGAUUGUAUUGCACAAAUUCGAGACCAUCUCCGACAAAAGCGACAUGUUAUUGUCACAGGGACCGUUGGUCGAUCAUAUCUGCAGGUGGCGUUGACUGCAAUAAAAGAAGUAAAUAACCAUGGACCUGAUGUUAGUGCUGAAAUAUCAUUCCCAAGCGAUUGGCGCCAUAUUGAUCCGUCAGAGAUAAAAUUUAUCCUUUGCACAAACCCAUUCGGCGACCACGAUUUUGACGCACAAAAGGCGCCUGCGAUGCUUGAUGUUCUAUGUCAGAUAAUGAAUUCAGCUUAUGCCGGAGAGUUGACGCUUGCAAUCGUGACAAAGAAAGACGUUCUCGUUCAAGCUCAAGACGUUUUCGGGAAGGACCAUGAUGUGUUGCAAAACAUUGUUGAACCAUAUGCUGAAACAACCGAAGAAAAUCCUGAAAUUAUUUUAUCUAGAUCCACGAUAUCUUGUUGUACUCAUUUUCAAAGGACGACACAAAGUGCUUUGCAAGGUAAAACUGUACCUACUCUAGUUCAUGAUAAAGUGAAAAAUUAAAUAAUUUUACUAUGCAUAUAUGCUGUUAUAUCUUUAUUGUAGACAUUGUAAGGACAAUUAAUAAUCCAUUUUGAUAAACGUGCAUAAUUCAAUCAAAUUGAUCACGACGAACAGGCACACAAUUCGAGUUACAUAAAAAAUAAACGUUUGUAAAACAAACAGGAAUUUAGAACGGUAUUCAUCCAAAUAUAGUGUAAUACAUUUUGACGACCUGUCGCUAUAACAAAUGUUUGAAAUAUUCAUACUAACAGUAAAGCAGGUAAGUUAAUUUAUGUAGUAUCUUGCCACAAAGGGAUACGUUUCUACAUUUAGAUCAAAUAUGUUUGAUGACAAUAUUGGAACUAACAUACUGUACUUUCAAGUUCAAGAUAAAGAGGAACAUAUGAGAACUUUUUUAUCUUUAAUGCUCAAUGCUUCUUUAAAACAUUGAAUGAAUAAAUUAUUGUUUUUUAAUACCUUUUAAAAAUAAAUAAAAAUGGAGAGAGUUUGAUGAAUAGAUAAACGCUUAUGAAUUAAGCAGAUAUCAAGAACUGAAGUUGAAGAUCAAAAAAGUGUUUUAUGUCAAGUGUAUAUGAAAUGAUCUUGAAAGGAAUUAUAUGCAAGUAGGUAGAUAUUUUAACGGACAGUAUUUGAUGUGUACAUAAAUGUAUAUAUAAAAUAUUUGGUGACGAAUUGUAUGAAAAAAUACGUUAAUCAUAAAGAAAUCUGAUUUUGGUAUAUGUAUACUAAAACUAUU